Molecule: messenger RNA, 2308 nt
Organism: Xiphias gladius (swordfish)
Lineage: Eukaryota; Metazoa; Chordata; Actinopteri; Istiophoriformes; Xiphiidae
Gene: wdr46
Product: WD repeat domain 46
Exons: 14
Coding region: 59-1852 (597 amino acids)
Biological process (GO): maturation of SSU-rRNA from tricistronic rRNA transcript (SSU-rRNA, 5.8S rRNA, LSU-rRNA)
Cellular component (GO): 90S preribosome; nucleolus; small-subunit processome
Molecular function (GO): protein binding
Source: RefSeq, a predicted model, not a curated record
CCAGAAGUGACGUAGUCAUUAGUGACGUCAAAGGGACUGAAAAACGUAUACAACAAAGAUGGCGUCUCCCGGCGAGGUUACCGUGAGCCAGUCACACGUGGGGAAAAAGAAGAAGCCUCCAGCUCGGUACUGGCAGGAGCCACGGGAGGAGGAGAAAGAUGAAGCCAAAGCGGGAAAAGACGGAGGGCAGACUGAAGAGGGUCCGCAGCAGGGGGAGCGCCAGAGACAGAAAGCAAAGAAAAGAAAGCAAGAGGGGCCUCGAAGAGAUGGAAAGAAAUUCAUAUCAGGGAAAUCAGACCCUUUCCCUGGUCCUGCUCCUAUUCCAGAAGACAGGUUGCAGAAGUUCAAGAGGAAAGAUAAAUUUAAAAGGUCUCGCCACCAGCAUUACAAGCUGAAAGACAUGAUAGUUCGCUCCGAAGAAGCUUCAGAAAUGGCCCAGAAACAAGCUGCCCGGUUUGACCUCCUACUCCCAGAGGACGUAGGGUUUCUAGAAGGAGACGAAGAUGAAGACACAUGUACAAUCUCUCAGGAGGAUAUCGCAGAUGCUGUGGACAUAACAUCUGGAGCAAAGUAUUUUAAUCUGAAACUGUCUCAGUUUGGACCAUAUCGAGUAGAUUACACCAAAACUGGACGUCACCUUUUGCUCGGUGGGAGGAGAGGCCAUGUGGCUUGCAUUGACUGGCAGUCCAAACAGCUGAUGUGUGAGAUUAACGUGAUGGAGUCUGUCAAUGACGUAAAGUGGCUCCAUAGCGAGACCAUGUAUGCAGUGGCUCAGAAGAAGUGGCUGCAUAUCUAUGACUCCAAUGGAAUAGAGCUUCACUGCAUCCGCAAAUUCAAUGAUGUCCUUCGUAUGCAGUUCCUCCCCUACCACUUUUUGCUAGCCACAGCGAGUGCUACAAGUUUCCUGCAGUACCUGGACGUGUCUGUGGGAAAGGAGGUGGCAGCCAUCUGUACCAAGACUGGCCGGCUUGAUGUGAUGUGCCAGAACCCUUAUAAUGCCAUCAUCCACCUGGGACACCCCAACGGCACGGUCACCCUGUGGUCCCCCAACCAGAAAGAAGCCCUCGUCAAGAUGCUCUGUCACCAGGGCGGCGUGCGCUCUGUCGCUGUAGACAAGACGGGCACAUACAUGGUGACAUCUGGAAUGGAUAAAAAGCUGAAGAUGUAUGACAUUAGAGCCUUCAAGCCUCUCAAGUCCUACUUCCUCCCUGCUGGAGCUUCCUGUUUGUCACUGAGCCAGAGAGGUCUGCUGUCUGCGGCCACAGGAGAUAUUGUUCAGGUGUACAAGGACGUGUGGAGCACUUCAGUGACUAAACCCUAUGUGGCUCACAGAGUUCGGGGAUCAGUGUCAGGGCUGCACUUCUGUCCCUUUGAAGAUGUCCUCGGUGUCGGACACGGAGAUGGUUUCACCAGCAUGCUCGUACCAGGUGCAGGAGAGCCUAACUUUGAUGGUCUAGAGGCAAAUCCGUACCGCAAUGCAAAGCAGAGGCAGGAGUGGGAGGUUAAAGCCCUGCUGGAGAAGAUCCAGCCAGAGCUCAUCAGUCUGGACCCCAGUGUACUGGGACAAGUUGACCACGCCACCUUUCAACAAAGGCACCAAGACAGGGUCCAAGCUCUGGGUUUUGACCCGCUUGCCAAAGAAAGAUUUAUUCCCAAGUUUAAGAAAAAAGGUCGUAGUUCUUCUGGUAAUGUUGAAAGGCGCAAGAAGCAAGUAGCUCACGAGGACCAGAGGGAUAUAAUCAGGAAAACUGCAGAGGACAAAAUGAAGAUGGAAAAAGAAAGAAAGGAGACGGAGGAGAAGAAGGCGGCAUUAUCUAGCUCAAAAUCCGCUCUGGACAGAUUCAAAAAAUAGAAAAGGAGGACCCUUUGUGCCACCCAAACCCCAGUGACAUUCUGUGGGAGUGACCUUUUGAACUACAUAUAAAGGACACAUUUUUUUGGACACAUUACUCCAUUGUGGGAACAAAACACAAACUGCUGAAAUUCUGGAUAUAGUCUGCUAAUAAGGGCAGUUCAUCUGUAAUCAAUGUUGAGAGCAGUGCUAGGGCAGUUCUAUUUAAUGCCUGUAGCCUGAAGCACUGCUGUCUACACGGACGGAUAAUGUGAGGUGCCAGGGCUGGCGCGGGUAUCGCCUAGAAUAUUUGUCAAGCUGUUUUUUGUUUUUUGUUUUUUCUCUACUGAUAAACAAAAAUUAUUACUAAUUUUCUUUUCAAAUGGGGUUGCUUUGGUAGCUGAACUGACUGAGAAAACGUCAAAUGUUUUAUAUUAAUAUGUUCUAAAAAUAAACAACAUAAUGCCUUUAUGCCUA